AAACAGACAGGAACAUUUAUCACAGCAGACGAGACAAGCAGGAUGGACUCCAGACAGAUCCUCUGGAGCGUCAUGGUCCUUCUGAGUGGUCAGGCAGAACCAGAGGAUUCAGGCAUUAAUAGCAUUCCUCCAUGUUUGGAUCCAGGUGCUGUGGGUCAGAGCGUGAAAUACCCGGACCCUGUCUGUGCUGUAAGAGGAUCGACCGUUACCCUGCCCUGCACCUUCACAUCACUUCAGUCCACCACAAAUGACAACACAAAAUAUAUUCUGCAAGUAGUCAGAGUCCGCUGGUGCCAGAACCAUGGGAUCUGUCAGGGUACUACUCCGUCUGUGUACGACAGCAACAACCAGAACAACAACUCCCGCUAUCAGUACCUGGGGAACCUGAAGGAGAACUGCACUUUACGGAUCAGAGACGUACAGAAGACAGAUGAUGCAGUUCUACGGUUCAGGAUGGAAGUGAAUCAUACUUCAGGACAUUUUACCGAGCCAUCAGGAGUCAGAGUCACAGUUAUUGAGCCGAGUGAACUGAGAAUCAACAGGUCCAGUACUGACCUGGAAACUGUCACACUGUUCUGCACCUCAGCCUGCACCUUCCGUCCACCAGAGGUCACCUGGUUCAAAGACGACCGCGCCCUCUCCGUGUCUGAGCCCGCCCUCCAGCUAGGAGCUCCAACUGCAAAGGAUGCUGGGAACUACAGCUGUGCUUUUAAGACCAACUCUAACAUACACUCCCAGCCGUUCCUCCUGACGCUGGACAAAGAACCGACUGGAAACGGUGUUUUGCUGGUGACGGCUGCUGUGGUGCUCGGCGUCCUGCUGCCGCUCAGCUCUGUCCUUCUCAUCUGCUUCAUCUGCAGAAGGAAGAGUGCAGCGGUCAAAAAGGAUCAGAGAUCUGAAAGAGAGCAAUCAGAUCAACAGCUGCCUGACAACAUCUACAGCAGCAUCCUGCCUCCUUCUGGACCAGACGGACGAGUUGAACCACAAAAAACCCAUCAAGCCAUGGAUGAAGUGGACUACGCCUCCAUCCAGAUCAUGCACAUGAAACGGACCAGACGGGAGAAGGAGGCAGAUGACGCCGUCGUCUACACCUGUGUAGCCACCAGAGGCUGAAGGUGCUCCUCGCUGCCUCAAGCUUAAAUCCGUCCCACGCUGCUGCAGGACUCAGCCACUUACUUCUGUUUUGCUAUUAGAUGCUUCUGUCCGUGAGCGCAUCGCUCCAGUUUUAGUGCAGUGUCAUGUAAAUGAUUGUCAUGAAGAGCAGCAGUUGCCACUGCUGUGGACAAAACAUUUGAAUGAUGAGUGAAAUAAAAGCUAGAAAGUGAAAAAGUGAAACAUGUGACACGUGGUCCAGACAGCCGGACUGUGAAGGAUGAAAUGUUGAGGUAAAGGUCUCUGAGCUAUGAGGUCACUGUGAGGCCAGAACACGCUCUCCUGCCUCAGAGCUGUUACCAUGUGGAGCAGUAAUUUCAUUAUUUUCCACACACCUUGAAUCAGGAGAUCUACUAUUUUAAUAGAGGAGUGACAGGUCAAUACAUUAAAAAUUCUUUCAGCUCUGACUGCCUGGCAGCAGCUUUAUAAUCCUGGAGGUCGUCAGCUUGGUCGCGUUCAGACGUCGCUGUUCUGACUGACUAGAUGCAGAAAUUCAACAACUUCAAACUUCAUGCAGCAUCAUUUGAUUUUAUGUCUCUGAGAUGCAGUUAUGCAGUGGAGUGGAUUAUUUUAGAUGCUUUAGAUGCACUGGAAUAGUAAAAGGCUCGUCAUCACUGUCUGUGUGAACUUCAGCUCUUUUGACAAGUAAAUUAGGCUAAAUAACUUGAUGUCAACACGACUGAAGCUCAGAGCUCAAAGAGCAUCCCUUGUGCAAGUGUCACUUCUUCCCCUGGUUAUUUCUGUCUUUAUCUUGUGGUUUUCUACAGAGCAUUCAUCUGUGACAAAGGGCACAGGUGUCGAAAUACCAGAAGUGAAAGUUUCAACUUUGAAAACUGAAUCUGAUUUGAUUUUAUGAUUAAACAUGUGUCAGAAGAAAGCAGCUCAUCAAAUGAUUGUAUGGGACAGAAACACAUAAAAUGCUUCAUGUAUUUCAAGUGUAUCAGUAGAAGAAUAAUGUAGCUCAGCCAGCCAACGCUCCAAAAUAGAAUGUGGCGGUAAUGAAAGCAAACAGCUGUUGACCAACCGUCAAAAAAGAAGAAAAAGAAGAAGCACAAAAAGAAGGAGGAAAACAUGAGAAGAGGAAGCAGAGAAAUAGAGAGAAGCAGAAAUAAAAAUAGAAAUAAAAAGUAAUAGGAGAAAUGGAAGUAGGAAACAAAGAAAUAAGCCCAACGGUGCCACUGUCAGAAGUUCCAUCAUGGGUAAUAGAA
Messenger RNA from Betta splendens (Siamese fighting fish), 2360 nucleotides. RefSeq lists its product as uncharacterized. NCBI's taxonomy places the organism in Eukaryota, Metazoa, Chordata, Actinopteri, Anabantiformes, Osphronemidae. The record is from RefSeq and is a predicted model, not a curated record. Bases 43 to 1113 code for a protein of 356 amino acids. The transcript is spliced from 7 exons.